Messenger RNA from Thalassophryne amazonica, 1227 nucleotides. RefSeq names its product olfactory receptor 49-like. Gene Ontology annotation, cellular component: membrane. The record is from RefSeq and is a predicted model, not a curated record. Gene Ontology annotation, biological process: G protein-coupled receptor signaling pathway. Gene Ontology annotation, molecular function: G protein-coupled receptor activity; olfactory receptor activity. NCBI's taxonomy places the organism in Eukaryota, Metazoa, Chordata, Actinopteri, Batrachoidiformes, Batrachoididae. The transcript is spliced from 4 exons. The coding region runs from base 1 to 1227 and encodes 408 amino acids.
AUGUGGAAUGUUUCAGUCAUAACAGUUUUCACACUUACAAGGUUAAAUUUCACAUUUGAAGAGAAAAUUGCCCUCUUCUCGUUCUCUUUGUUGUGGUAUUUAUUGAUUCUGUUGUUAAAUGGCAGUAUUAUUAUUGCCAUCAUUAUGGAUAAAAACCUCCAUGAGCCCAUGUAUAUCAUCUUGUGUAAUUUUUGCAUUAAUACGCUGUAUGGCACUGUUGGAUUUUAUCCUAAAUUCCUUUUGGACCUUCUGUCUUCUCAUGUCAUUUUGUGUGCUGGAUGUAUGUUACAGGGUUUUGUAAUACAUUCAGCAAAAGCUUGUGACUUUUCCAUCCUCACUCUGAUGGCGUACGACAGAUAUGUGGCUAUAUGUCGACCUCUGCAGUACCAUUCCUUCAUGACAAAACAGAGAGUGUUUCUCUUAGUGUUUUUCUUCUGGUUGGUAGUUUUGUGUGGUUCUCACAUAAAUAGAAUAUACUGUGUUAACUGGAUGAUUGCUUCUCUUGCUUGUUCACCCCCCAAAGUACAUAUUGCUGUGGAAUAUUUUAUUAUCAUGUUUUAUGUCUGCCAUAUCUGGCUUAUUUUCAUAUCUUAUGUUUACCUGAUAAGAACAUGUUUAUCAUCUAAAAACAGCUGGAGGAGGUUUAUGCAGACAUGUUUGCCACAUUUUAUCUGUCUCUUCAUUUUUUUGUUUUCUCUGCUUUUAGAUUUAUUUUACAUGAGGUUUGGUUCAAAGGAUUUGUCUCAAGAUCUCUCUAACUUAAUGGCAAUGGAAUUUCUUUUUAUUCCUCCAGUAGUUUACCCACUUAUAUAUGGACUCAAACUCACCAAAAUACGCAAGAAACUUGAUGCUAAUAAGGCGCUAGAAGCUAAUCCCCCAGCCACCCAGACAGAAGUGGAGGCACUGAGAAUGAAAGUGGAUGACCUGGAGAAUAGAUGCCGGCGGAAUAAACUUCGUUUUGUUGGUUUUCCGGAGGACGCUGAGGGCUCAGAUAUUCUGGCGUAUAUGUGCUCAACCAUCCCAGAGCUCCUGCAGUCCGAUUUCCCUGGAGGCCUGCAGAUUGGCCGUGCGCACCGGAGCCUGGGUAAGCGCAGACCGGAGGGCCAGCCAACUAGGGCUAUCAUUGUCCGGCUUCUACGAUUUCAGGACCGGGAGCGGAUUGUGGAGAUGAUGGCCGGAGGUAAACGUGAGUUCACUGACCCCAAGAAGGCACUGAAUUACAUUUGA